Oreochromis niloticus (Nile tilapia) is the source of this 2271-nucleotide messenger RNA. Its product is annotated as N-lysine methyltransferase SMYD2. The record is from RefSeq and is a predicted model, not a curated record. Gene Ontology annotation, cellular component: nucleus. Gene Ontology annotation, molecular function: protein binding. Lineage: Eukaryota; Metazoa; Chordata; Actinopteri; Cichliformes; Cichlidae. Bases 248 to 1570 code for a protein of 440 amino acids. The transcript is spliced from 12 exons.
GGAAGAAGUUCAGUGAUGACGACAUUUACACUUGUGAGGGCAUGAGUGACUUUUGCCAAGAGGCUUAACACUUUAAUAGCUGUAAAAUUGCUGUGUAGCUCCUAAAACCCAUCGGCUGCUUGUUUGCUGAGUCCAUUCUGUGCCUGAAUGCCACUGUGAACUAUUAUUGGGAUGGUGACGCCCUAACACUUGAAGCUGGGAUGCCACAUCCCCCUUCUCUUCCAAGUCUCUGGGCUCAUUCUGAGAGAUGACACCCCGGGCAGGAAGCACAAUGACGGGCAGCAUCGAAGGACUGGAGAGGUUUGACAGCCCGGGGAAGGGACGAGGGCUCCGGGUAACCAGACCAUUUAAAGUUGGAGAGCUCCUGUUUUCCUGCCCUGCCUUCUCCCACGUGCUGUCAGUGAAAGAGAGAGGCUGCUACUGCGAGUUCUGCUUCACCAGGACACAGCAUUUGGCAAGAUGUGGGAAGUGCAAGAAAGCCUUCUACUGCAACGUGAAAUGUCAGAAAGGAGACUGGGCCAUGCACAAGCUGGAGUGUUCAGCAAUGGUUGCUUUUGGAGAGAACUGGUGCCCGUCAGAGUUAUCCAGGCUGGUGGCGCGAAUCCUUGCAAAGAAGAAAAUGCAGAAAGAACGAUGCAUUUGUGAGAAGAUGUUGCUCAUAGGAGAGAUGCAAUCACACACAGAGGACGAAGAUAAUGAGAAAAGAGAGAUGACCGAGGCAGACAUUGCCGGAUUGCAUCGCUUUUACUCCAAACAUUUGGAUGUGCCGGACCACAAAGAACUACUCACACUCUUCUCCCAGGUUGCCUGCAAUGGUUUCACUAUAGAGGAUGAUGAACUUUCCCACUUGGGUACUGCAGUCUAUCCAGACAUGGCCCUGAUAAACCACAGCUGCCUUCCCAGCGUCAUAGUCACGUUCAAAGGGACAUCGGCUGAAGUUCGGGCGGUGCAGGACAUGAAACCUGGAGAUGAAGUGCUUAUCAGCUACAUAGACCUCCUCUACCCAACAGAUGACCGCAAUAACAGGCUGAGAGAGUCCUAUUACUUUAUCUGUGACUGCCAGGAAUGCAAAAGCCAGUCAAAGGACAAGGCAAAGUUAAAAGUACGUAAGCAGAGGGAUUCCAUUGAGCCAGAUGUCAUCAACAACAUGGUUCGCUACGCCCGGAAAGCUAUCAGAGAGUUCCGGGAAUUCAAACACACAAAGACCCCUAGUGAGUUGCUGGAGAUGUGCGAGCAGAGUCUGGAGGAAAUGGGAGCCGUGUUUGAUGACUCCAAUGUGUACAUGCUCCACAUGAUGUACCAAGCCAUGGGGAUUUGCAUGUACAUGCAAGAUCUAGAUGGAGCUAUCAGAUAUGGCGAGAAGCUUCUCAAACCUUACAGCCAUCUCUAUCCACCUUACUCCCUUAACGUGUCGUCCGUCUACCUGAAACUGGGCCGAUUGUACUUGGGCCUAGAGAGGCAAUCAGCAUGCACCAGCGCUCUAAAAAAGGCAAUGGCUAUAAUGGAGGUGGCUCAUGGGAAGGAUCACUUUUACAUUGAAGAGCUGCGUAAAAUGAUAGCACAAAAAUAAAGAGAACAAGAGAGAAAUACCAAGACUGAUCCAUAUGGACUGCAUACACUUUCCAAACUCUGUCUUAUCCAAAUAAUUUAUCUUGGUUUUUCAGGAGUAUGUCUUCACAGUUAUUUAUCCUGUAUCUACCUAUCAGUUAGACGCAGGAUACUUUUGCAACAAGCAUUUAUUAUGGAAUUUGCAUGAAAAUGUGACUUUGUGGAAGGUGUUUUUUUUUUAAUCAAGUAAAUAACUUUGAUUUGGCUUGAGACUACAGCUGUACUUUGUAAUCCAAGAGUUGAGUUGUUUAUGGAGGUACGCAAAUAGGAGGAUCAAUGCGUCAUCCAAUCAGGAGAGCUGCAUCACCAUAUGGGGCCUGUUAAAUAAAAUGAAUGUGUCCCAGUGAUGGCGGAUGCUUCAUAUAACUCCUUCAUCUGAUGUUGAUGUUUCACUGUGAUCUCGAUGCUGCACUUUUAAAGAAAAUAAGGCUUUAUUGCAUAAUGAGCAAGUACAACAGCUUCAAACAUGUCUGGGGAGAGAAAACUGAAAAAUGCAUAUACAAAACAUAUGUACACAUAUUGAAAUGUAUUUAGAAGUUCUGCCAAAAAAAUUAAAAAAAAGAAAACUUGAGGGGAAAAAUUAAAUAUUAACAAACAGAGGAAUGCUGUGUGAGAAAAUACUGUCAAAGAGAACAGGAGUGCAAUAAAACACUUAAAUGUCAA